This is a messenger RNA of Leucoraja erinaceus (little skate), 505 nucleotides long. It is a transcript of the gene dexi, whose product is annotated as Dexi homolog (mouse). The coding region runs from base 205 to 474 and encodes 89 amino acids. The record is from RefSeq and is a predicted model, not a curated record. The transcript has a single exon. Lineage: Eukaryota; Metazoa; Chordata; Chondrichthyes; Rajiformes; Rajidae.
GGAGCUUGAGAGCGGGGGAGGGGCGGAGAGCGGCACGGCCUAGCGCCGCGGUCACUGGGGAAGCGAGCGGCGGAGCCACGGGCAUCGGAAAGCCAGGGCCUCUCCCCCCCCCCCCCUCCACCACCACCCCAUCCCUCAGCGAGCAAAUGUCAGCGCGGCUCCGAGACGCGCCUGCCGCAGUGUUAACCCGCCACCUUGAAGCCUAUGACCGCCUCUGUUUACGCUGACCUCGAUUCGGUGGAGUCGCUCCUUGAUGAGUUGCCCUAUAUGUUUUACGUGGGAUUGUUUUUUGUGAACGUGCUAAUCCUCUACUAUGCCUUCCUGAUGGAGUACAUCCUCCUCAACGUGGGAAUUGUCUUUCUUCCCGACGACUUCGACCAGGCUUUAGUUGACCUCGGGGUCUUGUCGGAUCCGGCAUCGGUUGCCUAUGACACAGACGCCGAACUGGAUGUCUUCGAUGGCUACUUUGACUAAAAUCAAUAAUAAAACCCCGCACACAUACUCA